AGUUCAAGUUGCAAUUGCAGUGGCAGUGCCAGUGCCACUGACAGUGGCAGUAAGUUACUGUGCAACUUUUGCCGGAGUCCCGUUGGCGCUGUCGUUGUUGUCGCAUAACUCAAAGCUGAUGAAAUAUGGAGCUGCUUCAGGUACUCUGCUGCACGCUCCUCCUGCUCCUCGCCCGAAUGCAAGUGCUGCUCGCCGUCAGCUGGGAGGAUUGGUGGACAUACGAUGGAAUCUCAGGUCCUGCCUUCUGGGGCCUCAUCAAUCCGGAGUGGUCGCUGUGCAACAAGGGCCGACGUCAGUCACCGGUAAAUCUGGAGCCGCAGCGCCUGCUCUUCGAUCCCAACUUGAGGCCGAUGCACAUCGACAAGCAUAGGAUAUCUGGACUAAUCACCAAUACCGGACACAGUGUCAUCUUUACGGCCGGCAACGAUACGGUGGCCAACUACGACGGUAUGCAGACGCCCGUGAACAUCUCAGGGGGGCCGCUGUCGUACCGCUAUCGCUUCCACGAGAUUCACAUGCACUACGGCCUGAACGAUCAGUUCGGCUCGGAGCAUAGCGUGGAGGGGUAUACAUUCCCAGCGGAGAUACAAAUAUUUGGCUACAAUUCCCAGCUAUAUGCAAAUUUCUCCGACGCCCUGAAUCGUGCCCAGGGCAUUGUGGGUGUCUCCAUUUUGCUGCAGCUGGGUGAUCUGUCCAAUCCGGAGCUGCGCAUGCUCACCGAUCAAUUGGAACGCAUCCGCUACGGCGGCGACGAGGCGUUCGUGAAGCGUUUGUCCAUACGCGGCCUGCUGCCGGACACGGAUCAUUACAUGACCUACGAUGGCUCGACCACGGCACCCGCCUGCCACGAAACGGUCACCUGGGUGGUGCUCAACAAGCCCAUCUAUAUAACAAAGCAACAGUUGCAUGCUCUGCGCCGUCUCAUGCAGGGCAGCCCCGACCACCCAAAGGCACCGCUGGGCAACAAUUAUCGGCCGCCACAGCCGCUGCUGCAUCGGGCCAUUCGCACCAACAUUGACUUCAAAACGACGAAAACGAACGGCAAGGCCGCCUGUCCCACCAUGUAUCGUGAGGUCUACUACAAAGCGACCAGUUGGAAACAGAACUAAGACGUAACUAAUGGCCGUUCUGACGUAAUGACGCAGUGACGUAACGUAAGCGCCAGACGUAAUUAGCGUGCGGCGUGCAACAGGAGCUUCCACUAAACAUACAUAUACAACCCGGCGAUGCUGCUGAGGAAAGAUCAAUCGAGGAUGUGCCCAGCAGCUAUAACGAACGAGGAGAAAGUAGCAGCAUGCGAGGAGCGAGUAACGAGUAAUGAGGAGCGAGUAACGACUAACGAGGAAGUGCAAAAGAAGAGCGUAGUCAUAAAUGAAAUCCAUGCACGAAUUCAUACUCGUGCAUACAUAUACAUACAUACAUACAUAUAUAGGAGGUGCAUCAAGUGAAGCCGAAUAAUAUUGAUAGCGAUAAAGAUAACUAGCAUUAAAUGUGCAAAUUUUUUUGUGUCUCCCGCCCCACGCCCCACUACAAAUCAAUCAGACUCCUUUGAUUGCAGCUGUCAGAGCUGCUCGGGGUGUGUGUGUGUGUGUUUUUUUUUAGGUCAAUGUGUGUGUAGGGCUCUGAAUGCAAUACUGCGUAAGUACGAUAACGAUAACGAUAGCAAUAGCGAUGACUAGUAAACAGAAUUACCAGCAUAAUCAUAAAUAAUCAUAAUCAUAAUAAUAAU
Molecule: messenger RNA, 1729 nt
Organism: Drosophila subobscura
Lineage: Eukaryota; Metazoa; Arthropoda; Insecta; Diptera; Drosophilidae
Gene: CARPB
Product: carbonic anhydrase-related protein 10
Exons: 8
Coding region: 126-1109 (327 amino acids)
Molecular function (GO): zinc ion binding; carbonate dehydratase activity
Source: RefSeq, a predicted model, not a curated record